Molecule: messenger RNA, 1020 nt
Organism: Drosophila nasuta
Lineage: Eukaryota; Metazoa; Arthropoda; Insecta; Diptera; Drosophilidae
Exons: 1
Coding region: 1-963 (320 amino acids)
Source: RefSeq, a predicted model, not a curated record
AUGCACAUUUCUGUGUAUUUUGAGACUGAAGAGAUGGUGGAAAAAUCUGAGAAUCAAUCACUUCUUUCAUUUGCUCAGCAAAUAACACGUGAAAGUCAGGUAAUAGACUCAUAUUUAUCUGAGAGCAACAAUCGCCGCUAUGAGUAUAUUCAAAAUAAUGAUCGAAAGCGGUUUGGAGGUAGUGAGGAAUGUUGGCAAGAAGUCAAUCGCGUGGAGAGCUGGAAUAGGUGGCUUUUCUGGCAGUGCAGCUACUGCUUUUGUCUGUGUGAUGAGCCUAGUUUGAAAUCUGAUCGUUACUUCAAUCUACGGGAAACUAUAUCGGAUGUGAAGGCGAACAAGGUGGUGACUGGAGUGCGAUUUGUGAAGAAGAAUCGUAUAUUCCAUUUGCAGAUACAGCAAGGAGAACUUUUGCCUCGAGGAGCUGUCAAUAAAUCAACUGUGGAAUGGAAGCCCGUUGAUGAUUACAAAAUCAGUGAUUCGAAUAUUACCGAGGGAGUCGAUUAUCAUGAAAUGAGCUACGAGAAACGUGCCAUAGAUCUGGAUGAAAUAUUAAAUACACAUCAAAGAUCAUCUGUGGUAACUGGCUUGUGUUUUCGUGUUCUAAGUGGACGACUCAAUCUUAUGGUGAUGUUCAGUUAUUUUGAUUUUGCCAAGGGUCAACUCCUUGAGCCGGAAGUCAUCAGCACUUGGCAAACGCAUCAAGCCGUCGAAAACAGGCAAAAAUUGAAUAUCGAUAAUCUGGACCUAGCAACGCGAUCAGUGUGGGGCUCACAGCCGAUGUCAAAGGAUAAUCAAUAUUUAGAGUUCGUCAACUCGGGAAUUGAAGCGGAUGUAGCACAAAGUACAAUUCCUUUUAUUGAUAUACAGGAUGUUGUGAUCAAUCCAGCAGCCCCAUUAAGCGGCAUUGGCAUAUACUAUAAAAGUAGUAAGAAUUACGGCGGCUUUAGAAUUACGGUGGCUUAGCACCCAAAAUAAUCAGCUACGAUUUAUCACAGCACCUUCGGAGUCCAACUACUUUUC